Molecule: messenger RNA, 4288 nt
Organism: Peromyscus maniculatus bairdii (prairie deer mouse)
Lineage: Eukaryota; Metazoa; Chordata; Mammalia; Rodentia; Cricetidae
Source: RefSeq, a predicted model, not a curated record
ACUAUUUUUAAGACUAUCAUUUCUCUUUGUCUGUGAAGUCAGACAGAACAAGAAGAAAUCCACUUGAUUCAGAUACUCUCAAGACCCUUCAAGGAUUAAAUUCUCCUUCUAUAAGCACUUACGUCAGUCAAGAAGCAUCCAAAUAAAAGGUCGUGAUGGAGCUUGAAGAAGACCUUAACGGAGGAGCAGACAAGAACUUCUCGAAGAUGGGCAAAAAGAGUAAAAAGGAGAAGAAAGAAAAGAAACCAGUGGUCAGUGUGUUUACAAUGUUUCGCUAUGCAGGUUGGCUGGACAAGUUGUACAUGCUGGUGGGAACUCUUGCUGCUAUUAUCCAUGGAAUUGCACUCCCACUUAUGAUGCUGGUGUUUGGAGACAUGACAGACAGCUUUGCAAAUGUAGGAAACUUCCAGCCAAACACUACUAAUCUAACUGAAUACACUUCAAACAUGACUGGCAACCUGGAGGAAGAAAUGACCACGUACGCCUACUAUUACACGGGCAUUGGUGCUGGCGUGCUCAUAGUUGCCUACAUCCAGGUUUCAUUUUGGUGCAUGGCAGCUGGAAGACAAAUACACAAAAUUAGACAGAAGUUUUUUCAUGCUAUAAUGAAUCAGGAGAUAGGCUGGUUUGACGUGCACGACGUUGGGGAGCUCAACACCCGGCUCACAGAUGAUGUCUCCAAAAUUAAUGAAGGAAUUGGCGACAAAAUUGGAAUGUUCUUUCAGUCAAUAGCAACAUUUUUUGGUGGUUUUAUAAUAGGAUUUACUCGUGGCUGGAAGCUAACCCUUGUGAUUUUGGCCAUCAGCCCUGUUCUUGGACUGUCAGCUGGUAUAUGGGCAAAGAUAUUGUCUUCAUUUACUGAUAAAGAACUUCAGGCAUAUGCAAAAGCUGGAGCAGUUGCUGAAGAAGUCUUAGCGGCCAUCAGAACUGUGAUUGCUUUUGGAGGACAAAAGAAAGAACUUGAGAGGUACAAUAACAACUUAGAAGAAGCUAAAAGACUUGGGAUAAAGAAAGCGAUCACAUCCAACAUUUCCAUGGGUGCAGCUUUUCUUCUUAUCUAUGCAUCAUAUGCUCUGGCAUUCUGGUAUGGGACUUCCUUGGUCAUCUCAAAAGAAUAUUCUAUUGGACAAGUGCUCACUGUCUUCUUCUCAGUUUUAAUUGGGGCAUUCAGUAUUGGACAGGCAUCUCCAAAUAUCGAAGCCUUUGCCAAUGCAAGAGGAGCAGCCUAUGAAAUCUUCAAUAUAAUUGAUAAUAAGCCCAGUAUUGACAGCUUCUCAACGAGCGGGCACAAACCAGACAACAUUAAAGGAAAUCUGGAAUUCAAAAACAUUCAUUUCAGUUACCCAUCUCGAAAAGAAGUUCAGAUCUUGAAGGGCCUCAACCUGAAGGUGCAGAGUGGACAGACGGUGGCCCUGGUUGGCAACAGUGGCUGUGGGAAAAGCACCACUGUCCAGCUGCUGCAGAGGCUGUACGACCCCAUAGAGGGCAUGGUCAGCAUCGACGGACAGGACAUCAGGACCAUCAAUGUGAGGUAUCUGCGGGAAAUCAUUGGCGUGGUGAGUCAGGAACCUGUGUUGUUUGCCACCACCAUUGCUGAAAACAUUCGCUAUGGCCGAGAAAACGUCACCAUGGAUGAGAUUGAGAAAGCUGUCAAGGAAGCCAAUGCCUAUGACUUCAUCAUGAAACUGCCCCAUAAAUUUGACACCCUGGUUGGUGAGAGAGGGGCGCAGCUGAGUGGGGGACAGAAACAGAGAAUCGCCAUCGCUCGUGCCCUGGUCCGCAACCCCAAGAUCCUUUUGUUGGAUGAGGCGACCUCAGCUUUGGACACAGAAAGUGAAGCUGUGGUUCAGGCCGCUCUAGAUAAGGCUAGAGAAGGCCGGACCACCAUCGUGAUAGCUCACCGCUUGUCUACAGUUCGUAAUGCUGACGUCAUUGCUGGGUUUGACAAUGGUGUCAUUGUGGAGCAAGGAAAUCAUGAUGAGCUCAUGAAAGAGAAGGGCAUUUACUUCAAACUUGUCAUGACACAGACAGCAGGAAAUGAAAUUGAAUUAGGAAAUGAAAUUUGUGAAUCUAAAAAUGAAAUCGAUAAUUUAGACAUGGCUUCAAAAGAUUCGGGAUCCAGUCUAAUAAGAAGAAGAUCAACUCGCAAAAGUAUCCAUGGACCACAUGACCAAGACAGGAAGCUUAGUACCAAAGAGACCCCGGAUGAAGAUGUACCCCCAGUUUCCUUUUGGCGUAUCCUAAAGUUGAAUUCAACUGAAUGGCCUUAUUUUGUGGUUGGUACAUUUUGUGCCAUAAUAAAUGGAGGCUUGCAACCAGCAUUUGCCAUAAUAUUUUCAAAGGUUAUAGGGGUUUUUACAAGACCUAGUGACGAUGAAACCAAACGGCAAGAAAGCAACUUGUUUUCCUUAUUGUUUCUGAUCCUUGGGAUCGUUUCUUUUAUUACGUUUUUUCUUCAGGGCUUCACGUUUGGCAAAGCCGGAGAGAUCCUCACCAAGCGACUGCGAUACAUGGUUUUCAAAUCCAUGCUGAGACAGGAUGUGAGCUGGUUUGACAACCCUAAGAACACCACUGGAGCCCUGACCACCAGGCUCGCCAAUGACGCCGCUCAAGUGAAAGGGGCCACAGGAUCCAGACUUGCUGUCAUUACCCAGAACGUAGCAAACCUUGGGACAGGAAUUAUCAUAUCCCUGGUCUACGGCUGGCAGCUGACCCUUCUGCUCUUAGCUAUUGUACCCAUCAUUGCAAUAGCAGGAGUGAUUGAAAUGAAGAUGCUGUCUGGACAAGCACUGAAAGAUAAGAAGGAGCUGGAGGGUUCUGGGAAGAUUGCCACUGAAGUGAUAGAGAACUUCCGCACUGUCGUCUCGUUGACUCGGGAGCAGAAGUUUGAAAACAUGUAUGCCCAGAGCUUGCAGAUACCAUACAGCCUUCGUUACAGAUGUGCCACAGUGCUAACACUGCAGCUAUCACUUUCUGCACAUGCUUGCCUUUUAUUUUCCAGAGUAUUCUCAGCUGUUGUCUUUGGUGCCAUGGCAGUUGGACAGGUCAGUUCAUUCGCUCCUGACUAUGCCAAAGCCAAAGUGUCGGCAUCGCAUAUCAUCAUGAUCAUUGAAAAAAUCCCCGAGAUUGACAGCUACAGCACGGAAGGCCUGAAGCCUAAUACGCUGGAAGGAAAUGUGAAAUUUAAUGAAGUCAAGUUCAACUAUCCCACCCGACCCGACAUCCCAGUGCUUCAGGGGCUGAACCUGGAGGUGAAGAAGGGCCAGACGCUGGCCCUGGUGGGCAGCAGCGGCUGCGGGAAGAGCACAGUGGUCCAGCUGCUCGAGCGCUUCUACAACCCCGUGGCCGGCACAGUGUUUCUAGAUGGCAAAGAAGUAAAGCAACUCAAUGUCCAGUGGCUCCGAGCCCAACUUGGCAUUGUGUCCCAAGAGCCCAUCCUGUUUGACUGUAGCAUCGCAGAGAACAUCGCCUAUGGAGACAACAGCCGGGUUGUGUCCCAGGACGAGAUCGUGAGGGCGGCCAAGGAGGCCAACAUCCACCAGUUCAUCGAGUCACUGCCUAAUAAAUACAACACCAGAGUAGGAGACAAAGGCACUCAGCUGUCGGGUGGGCAGAAGCAGCGCAUCGCCAUAGCGCGCGCCCUCGUCAGACAGCCUCACAUUUUGCUUCUGGAUGAAGCCACCUCAGCUCUGGAUACCGAGAGCGAAAAGGUUGUCCAGGAAGCCCUGGACAAAGCCAGGGAGGGCCGCACCUGCAUUGUGAUCGCUCAUCGCCUGUCCACCAUCCAGAACGCAGACUUGAUCGUGGUGAUUCAGAACGGCAAGGUCAAGGAGCAUGGCACCCACCAGCAGCUGCUGGCACAGAAAGGCAUCUACUUCUCAAUGGUUAACAUUCAGGCUGGCACAAAGCGCUUAUGAACUGUGACCGUGUAAGAUGUUAAAUAUUUUUUUUAAUAUUUGUAUUAAUACAUAGCAUUUAAUCAAAGUAAAAAUGAAAGCACUUGCUAGCAUAGCCAGGUAUCUAUUUCCUGUCACAAUGAAAAGCACCUAGACUAGUUUAGUCCUCAGAGAAUAUGUAAAGGGACAGAAAUAGAUACAUCAUCAAAUGGAGAGUAAUCAUUUAAAUUGCACUAUAAAAUUCAUAAAAGAAUUAAAAGUAAAUGUUUGAUAAUAUAUACUUUUAUUUAUACUUUCUCAUUUGUAACUAUAACUGAUUUCCUUGCUAAACAAAUUAUAUGUGUAUCAAAAAUUACUGAAACGUUUGUAUAAAUAUAUAUAGUGAAACUAAA